AUGGCGGCUGCAGUGUGUGAAUUUGAGCCGUGGUUAAGUGCAAAGUUAAAAUCUUUAAAAACAGAUGAAGGAGUUUUUGGGCACUACAUAUCCAGUAUAUUAGAAAGCGAGGAAUCAAUUGAUGAAAAGAAAGAUGCUCUAGAAGGCAUACUUUCUGAAAUUUUGGAAAGUGAUAUAUCAGUACAUGUUAAUGAAAUAAUAGAGAAAUGGGAGUCGUGUAAACCUCAAGAAGAAACGCUGAAACCAGUGGCGGAUGUAGAUGUUCAGUUGGCUAAGUUGCUAGAAUCUCAGUCUCUUGCAACGACUACGCGGCGAGAAUAUACUGAUGAGGAGAAAAAAAUACGUGAAGCAAUUCUAUCUCAAUACAGUCAACUCUCCGAUAAUGAGGAAGAUCUGGAACAUGAGGAAGUAACAGAUAGCACUGAUUUAGUUAAAAAUACAAAUGCCCUAGAUGUGGCUGCAGCUGCAAGAGAAAGAAGAGAACAAGCGAGGCUUGAAGCACAGCGUAAAAAAGAAAAAGAUAGAGAAGACAGAGAAAAGCAGAAACAACUGAAAGAAGAAAAGAAAGAAAAACGUAAAACACAAAAAGGUGAAAGGAAGAGGUAG
Molecule: messenger RNA, 606 nt
Organism: Parnassius mnemosyne (clouded apollo)
Lineage: Eukaryota; Metazoa; Arthropoda; Insecta; Lepidoptera; Papilionidae
Source: the annotation of a GenBank genome assembly